Phytophthora nicotianae INRA-310 is the source of this 471-nucleotide messenger RNA. RefSeq lists its product as hypothetical. The coding region runs from base 1 to 471 and encodes 156 amino acids. The transcript is spliced from 5 exons. NCBI's taxonomy places the organism in Eukaryota, Oomycota, Peronosporomycetes, Peronosporales, Peronosporaceae. The record is from RefSeq and is a predicted model, not a curated record.
AUGGGCGCCCAAUUACGCUGGCAUGGAGAUGGAAGGCCAACCGGAUGGAGGCUUGAGCGUCGACGUUUCUACGAUGACAUGAGACGCGGACACUGUGGGAGCAGUAGAGUGCAAUUGACGGACUUUAUUGUCACAACGGGGGCACAGGAUGUGCUGGCAGCGACGACGGGUCUGCCACAAAACGGAUGCAUAAGCACGAAUCACUUUGGGCAGACUAAAUACCGUAACCAGUGUAGUCGCAAGUCCAUGCGCGGGAGCCGCCGUGCCGGUGGUGAGGUCCGAGAUAGGUUCAUUACUGGGGGCAAGACCACGGAAUGGAUGGUCCGUGGCCGCGUCCAACUAUCUGGGUUGAGGCCCUGCCGCACGGUCUGUGCCACAGAUGGCAAGGGCAGCACGCGAUCUGUUGUGGCACGCAGACUCGUCUCAGUGGAGUACGCGCACAAGAAAGCAGUGCUGGAUCGCAUAAGCUAG